Molecule: messenger RNA, 2852 nt
Organism: Nothobranchius furzeri (turquoise killifish)
Lineage: Eukaryota; Metazoa; Chordata; Actinopteri; Cyprinodontiformes; Nothobranchiidae
Source: RefSeq, a predicted model, not a curated record
AUGUACUGGUGUUGGAUCUACUUUGCUAAGAGUAUAAUAAGCUCCUCCCCACCUGCUUCUCAGUCUACCCUGGUGCAAUUUGAAAACGGGUCCAUUUUGUUCAUCUCCCGCUGUCUAACCUCGAACACGGCCGUUGCUCACCGGCUCUUAACCGUGUUGUUUCAAAUACCCGCUAAAACCUUAGAGCGCGCGCCGCACACGUUGCUUAAAGAACGAGCGCGCUCACCAUCAGUUAUUUCCGCGCGCGUGUGCUUCAAAGACCGUGCGCGGUGCGCGCGCUCCAGUUUGGAUCGCGCGUUUAUUCCAUGCACAAGUGAAAUGCUGAUCCAGGUAAAGUAUGGUGACCGGCACAAGUAUGUGAAAUUGGAUGAGGCUGAGGGGCAGUUCGACUUUCAUCAGUUCCAUGAGAAAGUCUUGGAAAGAUUUUGCCUGCCACCUGAUGCAAGCAUUACAUACAAGGAUGCAACAGGAACUGAAGUUGAUGGAGAAAUAAUCAGUGACCUCAUUAUACCAGGCAAUGUGCUGCUGAUAGUCUUGUGCAAUGAAGAAUUGUCUGAAUCAAGUUCCAGCUCCAAUGCAUCAACAUCAACACUAUUGAUGGAUGAGAUCCCACGCAAGAAGCAAAAAACUGAGAGUGCUAAUAUUGCUGUGUCAGCUAAAAAGCUGGUUGAAGGUGUCCUACGAAGCAAGUCUUGCGGUGAAGAAGUACUGCAGGAGUAUGAAACAACUGAAACCUUAACUGAUGCCACAAGAAGACAAAUGGUGAACAUAUUAGUGGCUCACAUGAUUGAUAAACAUGGGCACCUCCCUACUAAAGCAAUCCGAGAGGAGUAUGCCCUGGGGAUUGUGACACUCUUCCCAUCCCUCAAGGAUCCAUAUACCAAGAAAGGCUAUGUUGAACAGGACUUCAGUCUUCUGUUUAAUGAAGACACCUCCUCCAGACUGUUGCAGAAGUGGGAUGGGUUCUUCAAGCCAAAUGUCAUCAAGGAGGCAAGGCGGCUCACUUCAACACCUGAGUUAAGAAGUUUGGUCCAGUCAGCAGAACGAUCUCCCGGAGAUGAUCAAGAUGAGGCAUCUGGACAGAAGUCUCCCAAAAUCAGUGCCUGUGAUGCAGUGGAGAGACUUGUUGUCUUUCAUAAGUCCUGCUGCAGUUUGGAGGAACAUCUCCAGAGUCAGCUGGGUCGGCAGCCAUACCUCCUUGCUGUUGGGCGUCAGAGGAGCAAGAUUGAAAGCUUCUACAUUGUCAUGGAUAAGAGCCUCAUCCCAUGCCAGGCAAACCGAUCUCUUGGAGCAUUUGAUGAGUUAUUCAAAACACACUUUGUGUUUAAUGUCUCUUAUGAUGCUGCACUGGUGAGUUUUUAUACAUUCAUUCAGACAACAGUGUAUAACAUUGAUGUAGGCAAAAUGAAGGAGUCACCCAGAGUUAGGGACUUGAGAGCGAGGCUGCUUAACCAGCCAGCUGUGCUCUUCUGUGAAUAAGUCAGGCAAAAAAAUAUGUUGACCUGUUUUAUGUGUCAGAAACUGAUUCCAAGCAGUCAGCUGUUGAUUUCACAUUUAAGAGUUGAGCAUAGCUACUAUCCUGGACCAAAGUUUAAAUUAUUUUGCUCUCAGCAAGGCUGCAGGCAUCAGUUCCUGACAUAUGCAGGUUUUCGCAGGCAUCUUAAUAGUGUUCAUAGUGAUGUUCAGCAAGUUUCACAAAGUUCAGCUAUUGCAGGUUCAUCAUCUAGUAAUCCAGUUUUGUCAGGUCAGGCAGAUGCUUUGGACACCCAGGUAAUCCCCGUAGAUAACUUUUGUUCUGAUGACGCUCCUAAUGAGAGUACUUCUCCGAUUUCUAAAGAUCAAACUAAAGAGAUGUGUGCAUCCAUAGUGGCCAAAUUACAGGGCAGUGGGAUCUCUGGUAGUUUGGUUUCCUCAAUUGUGGGGGAUUUAGAAGAACUAACUAGAGAGAUUCAUUUGAAAGCAACACAAGCAGCUGUUUCUGUAUUACCCGUGACUGAUCCCAACAUUUCUGUGAUAAAUGAAUCAUUAGAAAAAUUUGAAAACCCAUUCACAAAUCUUAAUACAGAAUGGAAACGAAACAAAUAUUUCAACCAAAAAUGGGGUGUUGUUGAGCCAAUAGAAAUAACAUUAGGGAUAAGAUAUGACAGCAGGCGAAAUAAAAAAAACUGGUACUUAUGAUCAAAUUCCAGUUAAUGAUUCUUUUGUAUAUGUGCCAAUAUUAGAAACAUUACAGUUCAUGUGCAGAAACCCAGAAAUAUGUGCCUUACUUAAGAGAGAACAUCAAUCUGAGCAGGACACUUAUGCAAACUUCUCUGAUGGAAGCUAUUUUAAAGCACAUCCUCUGUUUUCAGCUAAAAAAGGUGCAUUACAAAUUCAGAUUUUCUAUGAUGAUUUUGAACCAGCCAAUCCCCUAAAGACGGAAUUCACAAAAUUGGUUGUCUUUAUUUUGUUCUAAGAAACCUCCCUCCUAAAUUUAAUUCAGUUUUGAUGAACAUUCAUUUGAUAUCACUAUUUCAUACUCAAGAUCUUCACAAAUAUGGUUUUGAUGCUAUUCUGGAACCUUUGAUGAAUGAUAUAAAAAUUCUGGAAAGCCAAGGGCUUAGUCUUCCAUUUUCUGAUGAGCCAGUAUACGGUACAAUCUCUCAGGUAACUGGAGAUAAUUUAGGGAUGCACACAAUUCUUGGAUUCAAUGAGUCUUUCAGUAGUCGUUACUUUUGUCGGAUGUGUUUAUUAGAAAAAAGUGACUGUCAAUCUGUCUACAGUGAGGAUGAUCCAAAGGUAAUCCUUCGCUCAAAAGAGAUAUUUGAAACGCAUUAUAAAUCUUUACAAGAAAGCCCACAGAUAAAGUCAGC